Messenger RNA from Lasiosphaeria miniovina, 2730 nucleotides. RefSeq names its product heterokaryon incompatibility protein-domain-containing protein. The transcript is spliced from 2 exons. Lineage: Eukaryota; Fungi; Ascomycota; Sordariomycetes; Sordariales; Lasiosphaeriaceae. The record is from RefSeq and is a predicted model, not a curated record. The coding region runs from base 418 to 2598 and encodes 726 amino acids.
ACCUAGCCUGAACUAGCAAUUUCAAACCAAGCGAAGUGCGGGUUCCAUUCUCCAAGUUUGCUAAUUAGGUCUAGAACUAAUUAGGACCAAGUCUAGGUGGUCGAGGAAAUUGUAUUCUAGAGACUCCUUCAUGGAGCUCUGGGAGUUGACUUGUCCUGGGAUUUGUAGAGCGUUCGCAACCGUCUCGAAUCCUCUGGAGGAUUUGAAAGGAACAUGGGCGAAACAGAAUGCAGCGCUAGGUCAGGUGCAGGGACAGGUGACCACCGCACAUGGUGAGGCGCUGCUCUCGGACAAAUCAUAUCGCGACAUCAACUUCCCAAAAUCGCGUGCCCAACUACGCCUGACGUGUCCCGACUAGCAAAAUUUCUCCCACCCUCGACCUUCAAAACACAGCCGUUAAUUACUCUACAAUUUAAAAUGCUGAGUCGGCGAGGGAGAAGAGAGUACCCUCACCAACCGCCGCGCUCGCACAGGUCCAACGGGAAACUGCCGAAAAAAGGGGGCCUCUGUCGAUUUUGCACCCAGCACGUGUUUACAGCAGCUCUGCUCAAGGGACUGCAAGAUGCGUCGUCUUCGAGCCAACUGUCGGGGUGCAUGAGACACGAGAUUGGCUACUCGCGGAAGGCCUCGGCGCUCAGCGCAUCCAUAUUUCAGGGCUGUCCCUGGUGCGCCUGCGCCGGCAACGGCAUCCUCCACAGCGAGCAUCUAGAUGACGUCCUGCUUCCCAGAUCCCGGGAAGGCGAGCACGACGAAUUCCCCCAGGUCACCCUCGAUGAUCUCUCCUGCGGAGCUGUGCUCGACUUCAAGCUUGAAUUCUUGCAGUCCGAGCCGGGCGCCGUGUCUGGCGUGUUCGACCAGAUCAAGGCCCGCAUUGAAGUGACAUCGGAUAGGCACAAGGGCGGGUGGCGCUGUCGGCUGCCAGAUAUGAAGGGCGAAGACGCCGUGAUGCUUACCUUUGAGGUGAUAGAUUCAUCAGACUCGGCCGACACAACGCCACGACGGAUAUUUCCCCGGCGCUUGCUACUGCCCAAGUUCGAGGACACAUGGCUACCUACAGCUGUCGGGUGGCUGCAGACGUGCAAGGGCUCCCACAAGACCUGCGAUGCCCAACACCACACGUUUCAGCCAGAACGGCUGAUCAUGGUGCGUGGCCGACCUUUGAUCGUCCAACGCGACGCCACCAAGGAGGAUGUACCUGUACAAUACACCACCCUCAGCUACGUCUGGGGCGCCGGGCAGACGUACGUCCUCACACAGUCGUCCCUGGACGAAAUGUGCCAGGGCCUGGACGAAACACGGCUGCCGCGGACCAUCGCGGACGCCAUCGACGUCACGCGGCGUCUCGGGUACGACUACCUGUGGGUCGACGCGCUCUGCAUCGUGCAGGACUCGCCGGCGGACAAGGCGACGCAGCUGCCGAUGAUGGGCGACAUCUACCGCAACUGCGCGCUCACCAUCGUGGCCGCGAACUCGGCAGCGGCGACGGAAGGGUUCCUGCGAGCGCCCGACGAGCCCGACUACUACAUCCCGCCGUUCGCGGUGCCCUUCUCCCAGUCCCGGCCCCGGUCCCAGUCCCGGUCCCAGCCCCAGGCGAAGGCGAAGGCGAAGGCGGAGACGCCAGCCUCCCUGCAGCUCGGGUUCCGGUACGACUACAAGCCGUGGAAGGACCCCAUCAACGACCGGGCCUGGACGCUGCAGGAGCGCGUGCUCUCGGCGCGGUCGCUCGUCUUCUCCUACGACGGCGUCAAGUGGGUCUGCCGCGAGCAGCAGACCAACCCGUCCGCGCCCGCCGACGCACCGCCUCCCUUCCCGCACCUGCUCAAGGGCGGGGGGAUCCCGACCGGCCCCCGCCAGGAGGAGUACCGCAAGAUCUGGCUGGCGCUGCGCGAGGAGUACAACCGCAGGAAACUGACAAACGCAGCGGACAAGUUCCCCGCCGUCUCGGCCAUCGUGUCCGAGGUGACGAGCAAGACGGGCUGGACGUACGUCGCCGGCCUGUGGAAAGAGCACUUGCUUGUGGAUCUCCACUGGCACCGCCACCCCGUCGCCAUCACCAGGUUCCUCGCCACCACGACCGAGGAUCCCUUACUGCCGCGCCCGACGCCCCGCGUGGCGCCUACAUGGAGCUGGGCGAGCUGCGGCGGCGGCGUCAUCAGCGGGGCCGAGAUGGGCGGCGCCGCGAGGGCUCUCGGGGCGUUCCAUUUCCGGAUCCUGUCCGUCACGGACUCUGCGCUCGCUGUCCGGGGGCGCAUGGUGGAGCGCGAGUGGAAGGAGGCCGGCGCUGGCGCUCUGACGGAUGGCUACCUGGUGAGGGAUGCGAGGAAGCAGAUGUGGGAGGAGGAGUCCGGGUAUCCUAUCGGGACGCUGGACGUGCUGGACCCCGGGAUGCGGUCUGGGCGCCGCAUCCACUGUCUUGCCAUGAGCAAAGAGGGGGAGCCGCACAAGGGAGCUCCGCGGGUGGAGGGCCUGAUGCUUGUGCCGAGCUUGGGUUCGGGUUCGGGUCUGGCUGGCCGCGUAUUUGAGCGGGUUGGCUACUUUGAAGCCGUCGGGGAUGGGCCCUUUGGCUCUGCGGAGGAAGUCGAGUUGCAGAUCGUUUGACACCCAUCCAAUUCUAGAAUAAGUUAUUUACACCUCGUAUACUUAGCAAACUGCGAGAGGGCCCCAGACAUCCACCCAUUUGAUCUAUCUACCCAUCUGAAGCGGUAAAACCGAGAGGGAUGCAAAAAAGGU